UGAACGCAUCGGAAAAUUCUCGAUCGUUGCUUUGACAACUGUUUGUUUUUGAUUGGCUAAAAUUUUUAGAGGAAUAAAAUAAAAAUUUAUGCAGUCGAUUUCAUUCAUAUUAGUGAUUCUAAUAGACUAAUCAAUAAACGAGUGUUUGUUUUGUAUCAGGCUCAAACGAAGAUGGCUGAAAUAAGCCGCAAGUUAUUUCUAUUUAGUAUAUUGUUGGCAUUUUUCGGCAAUACCAGGCUAACAAAUGCAAACGAAGUCGACCAAAAUGAUGAGGCAACUGUGGAGAUUGAGGAAGAUGAUCAAUAUGUCAGCCCAGAAUUGAAUUCAGACAAUGUGUACCUGUCUGAGCAUUUUGAUGAUGAAAAUGCUUUUAAAAGGAAAUGGAUUAAAUCUGAAGCUAAAAAACAGGGAGUAGAUGAAAACAUAGCGAAAUAUGACGGAAAAUGGGAGAUUCAACAACCAAUCAGGAAGAUCCUAAAGAACGAUUUUGGACUUGUCCUCACAACCGAAGCAAAACAUGCAGCUAUAUCUACACUACUGGAUAAACCAUUUGAGUUUAAAAACAAGCCUCUCAUUGUUCAAUAUGAAGUCACUAUGCAGGAAGGACAGAACUGCGGUGGUGCCUACAUCAAGCUACUAUCAAAAGGGACUAACACGAAAGCCGAUCUACGUAAAUUCCACGAUCAAACUCCGUACACUAUAAUGUUUGGGCCGGACAAGUGCGGCAAUGAUAAUAAACUACAUUUCAUAUUCAGACAUAAGAAUCCUAAGAAUGGCACCAUUGAAGAGAAACACAGUAAGAAACCAACUCAGCGACUAGAUGACAUCUACAAAGACAAGGAACCUCAUUUAUACACUCUGAUUGUCCGACCAGACAAUACCUUCUCUAUACUAGUUGACAACAAGGAAGUCAAUGCUGGAUCUCUGCUAGAGGACUUUACUCCACCUGUCAACCCACCAGAGGAAAUUGACGACCCUAAUGACAAGAAACCAGAAGAUUGGGAUGAAAGGGAAAAGAUUGUUGAUCCUAGUGCUACCAAGCCUGAUGACUGGGACGAAACUGAGCCGGCCCAAAUUAAAGAUCCCAAUGCAAUUAAACCUGAAGGAUGGCUUGACGAUGAACCAGAAAUGAUUCCAGAUCCGUCGGCGGUGAAGCCGUCCGACUGGGACGAGGAGAUGGACGGCACGUGGGAGGCCGCGCUCGUUGACAACCCUGCGUGCGAGUCGGCGCCGGGCUGCGGCCAGUGGGCGCCCCCCACCGUGCCCAACCCUAACUACAAGGGCAUAUGGCGAGCUCCUCUGAUCCCGAACCCCAACUACAAGGGCAAGUGGAACCCGAGGCGCAUUCCGAACCCGGACUACUUCAAGGACGAUCACCCCUUCCAGAUGACACCCAUCCACGGCGUGGGGUUCGAGCUGUGGUCCAUGUCCCCGAUGCUGCUGUUCGACAACGUGCUGGUUACGGACGACUUCGCGCUGGCGGAGCGCUGGGCGCAGCAGACCUUCGUGCUCAAGAAGGCCAAGCUUUCCAGGGACUCUGAUUCGUUUUUGGACCGCGGUCUGAAGUACGCCGGGGACAAUCCCUGGGUUUACGCCGUCGUGAUCCUCGGAGCCUUCCUGGUCAUUGGCUUCGUGACCUAUCUCCUGUGCGGCCCUAAAUCUGAGCCAGAAGCAGAUCCCAAGAAGACAGACGCAUUUGUGGAAGACGACCCUCAUCAAUCGGAAGCCGAAGAGGAUCUCAAAGAGGAGGAGCCUCGGGAGAAACCCACCAAGACCAAAGCUGAUCUCGAGGGUCCGGAGGAAGAAGUCGAGAACGUAACUUUGACUACGGAGGCGAGCCCAACAGAAACAGAGGGCGCUGGCGACGGACACAGGAAACGGAAGCCUCGUAAGGAGUAAACGAGAUAGCGCUAUACGUGCGAACGAGACAGGUAUAUAUAUUAUUAUUCAACCGUUCAAUAGGACGUGUCCAUAGAAUAGUCUGUAGUAUCUUUUAGUACUUCAUUGUAUUUUAAAUGUACUGAACUUUCUAUAUUUCAGAUUUAGAAAUUUAAAUUUAGAUUUCGUUCGUUACAACAAAAUGGCGACCAUUUGACGUCGGCCAUUUUGAAUUCAAUAACGUUCUCGUUCUUGCAUUUAAAUCGUUUUUUAGAGAAAAUUUCCACUCGACUUCAUUGUGUUUAGUGCGAGUAUUUUAACGUUCUCGAUAGCGUAAAAGUUAAAUCGAAUUUGUAUGCACUCAUGCAGUUGGAACAGCGCCCCUAGCGGCAAACGUUGAGUUAACUUUUACGCUAUCGAGAACGUUAAAAUACUCGCACUACACACAGUAAUCCGUGUCGCAAGAUUUAUUGUUUAUCCUGUAUUUAACUGGCGUUCAAUAUUGAUAGUAUGCAUUGCGAUAAGUCCGGGUCGACGACCGCUUGCAGAUCCGUUUUACAUUUUGACCUUUUAAGGGCUGGCGAUAAACGCACUACCGUCGUCUAGGGGCACGCGUGGGUCGCGCGUGAGGUCGUGAGGUUAGGUAAUCAAUGAACACUGACUCGAAUGUAUGCACGCGGCCCGAGUCUAGGUCUGAAGAGUAUAUAGAAAUAAUUUCUCGAAUUACUUGCAGAGCAUUGCAUUUUUUUUUGGUUUGUCUUUUCAAAUAUAGAUAUUAUCUUUAUGUUAUUACAGUUUAUAAUUCUUUGAAUAUAUUCAUUUACGUAUGUGUGUGACUCUUCGGUAAUAUGUUUAUUUAGUUUUGCGGGUAGUAAGUAAAUGUAGCUAACGUUGUGUGUGUUGUUGUGUGCGUCGCUCCGCUGUAGUUCGUCACCAAAGAUUGUUUUGCGGCGACACUUACGAUCGUUUGAGCCGUGCGUCAGGACACAGCCGCCGAUUAUAUAAUCUGUAAUUAGUGCGGUCACCAAAAAUCCUCUAGCGACCAAUAAUAAAUAACCCGGGAUCAACGUAUGGAUCCCCUUAGAUAUAAUAAUAAUUGUAGUUUAAUAAUAAUAAUAAUAUAUUUCAAUAUAAUAAUGUAUGUAUAUGUAUGGUGGAGCUAUUAAUGUACUUUGUACAAAUUUUUUUGGUUUUUUCUUCUUUAUCUUUUACGUUAGGGUUGUAGAAAAGUAUUAAUGAUUAAUUAUAUUAUGUUAUUAUUUUAAAAUAUUUGCCGAGAGGUGAGGAGGCUAUUUGGUUUAAGCGACAUUUUUGCAACCGUACAGCCAUUUAAAUAAUAAAAUUUGAAAAAAAUAUCGUAACAAAAAAAAUUGAUUGGGGUUAACUUAAUUGAAGUUCAAUUAAAAACAUCGAUAAUGGUUGGUUCGAAGUAAGUAUCCGUUGAAUGGAAUAUUUGAAAUGUAUUCAACUGAUAAUUAUUUUUAAUAAAUGUAUCUUUUUUAUUUAAUUGGUUUUGUUAAUUGUAUGUAUGUUUCAAUGAUACUAUGUACACAUAUGGACUUGUUGUUGUCUGAAAUAAAAUAAAUCAUUCAUUCAUUCACUCAUUAAUUUGAUAAUAAUACCAAAUUAAACGGACCUUUAAUUACAAGAUCAAUUUCUCUUAUUAAGCGAAAUGUCGCUUAAACCAAAUAGCCCUACACCACUCGAUAUGUAGGUUUGUGUAUCUUUAAAAAAAACUUAUCUAAAUAUGAGAACUAUCGGCUAUUGUUAUAAUUUUUCUCCCAUGCACUGACACUCUUUAUUGCGUGUUGACUACAAGUGUGGCUUGGCUUAGGUGGAAUUUAUGUUAUUAAUUUACAUUAGAAAUACAUUUAAGAGCGCAUUUUGAACAAAACCGAUUUGAGUUUUAGAAUUGAAAAAUCGUAUAAAAACAAUGAAAUGUGUCCUCGAUUUUGAUUAAAAAUUUAAGUUUGUGUUGUGACAAAAAUCUUUAUAUAUAUACAACAUAGUAUUUUGAUUAAGAAAUGUUUUUCUUUCUUUCUUUCUAAUGUCCAAAAUUCAUUAUAUUCGUUGGGUUCAUACAUCCAGUGUAGUAGCUCCAGUGUUGAGAACAAAUGAUUUGGUCGUGUUGUCGUAUAAUGGCCUUGUAAUCGAUAUGAUAUAUACAUAUAUAUAUAUAUGUUUGCAUUUACGUAGGUGAAUAUUUGUGCGACGAAUGUUUCGAUGGACUGUAAUUUAUAUUAAUAAACCGUAUUUGUAUGUAA
Molecule: messenger RNA, 4142 nt
Organism: Bombyx mori (domestic silkworm)
Lineage: Eukaryota; Metazoa; Arthropoda; Insecta; Lepidoptera; Bombycidae
Gene: Cnx99A
Product: calnexin
Exons: 13
Coding region: 172-1899 (575 amino acids)
Biological process (GO): protein folding
Cellular component (GO): endoplasmic reticulum membrane; endoplasmic reticulum
Molecular function (GO): calcium ion binding
Source: RefSeq, a predicted model, not a curated record